AUGUCCUCCUCUGGCGCCGGUCAGAAUGACCCUUCAGCGUUGAAGAAAGCGUUCCCUCAUAUCGACUUGGAUGGUCACAAUCUACCUCCGUCCCCAGCGCCGUCGAGUCCCAAUGCCGGGCGCCGAUAUGCCCUUGCCACCGAAUUGGUAUAUACUGAGGGAGGCGAUCAGUACAAUGCGAGCAGUGUGCCUAUCUAUCAGAGCGCCACUUUCAAGCAGUCAUCUGGCUCUGGCGGUGGAGAGUAUGACUACACACGCUCCGGCAACCCGACCCGGACACACCUCGAAAGACACCUCGCGAAAAUCAUGUCCGCCAAACGAGCUCUAGUGGUUUCUUCGGGAAUGGCUGCUCUCGACGUCAUCACGCGGCUCCUGCGCCCCGGCGACGAAGUCGUUACCGGAGACGAUCUCUACGGCGGCACAAACCGACUUUUAACCUACCUCCGAACGAACGGUGGAAUUAUCGUUCAUCAUGUCGAUACCACUGAACCGGAGAAGGUCAGGGAGGUGGUCAAUCCGAAAACAGCCAUGGUUUUGCUCGAAACUCCGACAAACCCGUUGAUUAAGGUGGUUGAUAUCCCUAAAAUCGCCGCCAUUGCCCACGAAGCUAGCCCCAACUGUCUGGUUGCAGUCGACAAUACGAUGAUGUCUCCUUUACUUCUCAACCCUCUUGAUCUGGGCGCUGAUAUUGUUUACGAGAGUGGCACCAAGUAUCUGUCCGGUCACCACGAUUUAAUGGCUGGUGUUAUUGCUGUCAAUGACGCCAACUUGGGCGAUCGUUUAUACUUCCCGAUCAACGCUUCCGGCUGCGGUCUCUCGCCCUUUGAUUCAUGGCUGUUGAUGCGCGGUGUCAAGACAUUAAAAGUCCGCAUGGACCAGCAACAGUCCAACGCACAGCGCAUCGCUGAAUUUCUCGAAGCGCAUGGCUUUAAAGUACGAUAUCCUGGUCUCCGGUCUCAUCCGCAGUAUGAGCUGCAUCACUCUAUGGCUCGCGGCUCCGGUGCCGUUCUGUCCUUUGAGACUGGCGACGUCGCUCUCAGUGAGAGGAUUGUCGAGAGCGCCAAGCUCUGGGCUAUCAGUGUCAGCUUCGGCUGCGUUAAUAGUUUGAUUAGCAUGCCUUGCCGCAUGAGCCAUGCCAGUAUUGACGCGAAGACGCGUCAGGAGCGAGCCAUGCCGGAGGAUAUCAUCCGGUUGUGUGUGGGUAUAGAAGAUGCAGACGAUUUGAUUGAUGAUUUGCGACGAGCUCUCGUGCAAGCCGGUGCAGUGAACGUCUCACUAGACGACUUCCAGGCAGUCAACACAGCGAAUUAG
Talaromyces atroroseus is the source of this 1311-nucleotide messenger RNA. RefSeq names its product Cystathionine beta-lyase. The record is from RefSeq and is a predicted model, not a curated record. NCBI's taxonomy places the organism in Eukaryota, Fungi, Ascomycota, Eurotiomycetes, Eurotiales, Trichocomaceae. The transcript has 3 exons. Gene Ontology annotation, molecular function: pyridoxal phosphate binding. Gene Ontology annotation, biological process: 'de novo' L-methionine biosynthetic process; transsulfuration. Bases 1 to 1311 code for a protein of 436 amino acids. Gene Ontology annotation, cellular component: cytoplasm.